AUGGGGAAAUAUUACUGUGAAGCUUACAGAAUCUCAUGGCUUUGUUGGGGUGUUGAGUGUGCAGUUGGGAUAGCUUAUGAAGUAAGAAAACAGUUCCCUAAUGAUAAGAUUUGGAUCACAAAUGAAAUUAUCCAUAAUCCUACUGUUAAUAAGCUACAAUUACCCAUUUAUCAUACCAACCUAGAAAAAAAUGUUUUCUACAGUGAGGUGGUUGAACAUGCAAAUGGCAUGACAUCUUUACAAAUGGGUGAGUUUGGUUCAGAUGUAUCUCAUGGAAUUGAUACUUAUAACAUCAGAGAGGCUAUUGGUGUUUGUGCUCGUAUAUACCCCUUCAAUUUCCCAACAAUGAUUCCCUUGUGGAUGUUUCCAGUUGUUGUUACUUUUGGCAACACUUUCGUUCUAAAGCCAUUAGAAAAAGAUCCAGGGGCUUCUAUAAUGCUUGCAGAACUUGCAAUGAAAUCUGGUUUACCAAAUGGUGCUUUGAAUAUUGUUCAUGGAACUAAUGAAAUAGUGAAUGCCAUUUGUGAUGAUGAAAACAUUAAAGCUAUAUCAUUUGUUGGUUCAAACACUGUCGCGGAGUUUUUCAGGUCGCGGAGUUUCACUUGGUUUGCCAGUGGCUGCCACUGUGAAUUGCAUCGAUGAAACUGGUGCCAAGAACCUGUACAUCUGAGAGAUGUGCACUCCCAAGGGAGAAGGUCAACAUUAUGUUGGUGAAAAAUCUCAAGAUAUUAUGUAGACCGAAGGUUGGACUAACCUUUUUAGGGGCAAUUUCGUCAAUGUCGUUCGUGUUGCUCCCAAUAAAGCCAUUGAGUUUCAUUUUUUUCUUUUUCUAUUUGAUCUUCCUAUGGUUUAGUAAUCAUAAUAAAAAGAAAUAAAAU
Messenger RNA from Lactuca saligna, 878 nucleotides. The record is from the annotation of a GenBank genome assembly. Lineage: Eukaryota; Viridiplantae; Streptophyta; Magnoliopsida; Asterales; Asteraceae.